AUGAGCAGCCUGCAGGCGCUGUGCUCCGGCCUGCCGCUGCGGCCCCUCCCGCAGAACCGGGGACGCCGCGCCGGGGUGCCCCACGCCCCGGUCAGGACCCCCGGCCUCAGCCCCGCAGAGGAGCAGCUGGCGCUGAGGAACGCCCUUCGGUACUUCCCCCCGGACGUCCAGGAGCUGCUGGCCCCCGAGUUUGCCCAGGAGCUGCGACUGUACGGGCACAUCUACAUGUACCGCUUCUGCCCCGACAUUGAAAUGAAGGCCUACGCGGUGGAGCAGUACCCCUGCCGGGCGAGGGCGGCCGCGGCCAUCAUGCACAUGGUGAUGAACAGCCUGGACCCCGCCGUGGCCCAGUUUCCCCAGGAACUCGUGACCUACGGAGGAAACGGGCAGGUGUUCAGCAACUGGGCUCAGUUCUGGCUGACGAUGUCCUACUUGUCCCAGAUGACGGAGGAGCAGACCCUGGUCAUGUACAGUGGACACCCGCUGGGCCUCUUCCCCAGCAGCCCCAGUGCCCCGAGGCUGGUCAUUACCAACGGGAUGGUCAUUCCCAACUACUCCUCCAGGACGGAGUACGAGAAGCUCUUUGCCAUGGGGGUUACGAUGUACGGCCAGAUGACGGCGGGGAGUUACUGCUAUAUCGGUCCCCAAGGCAUCGUCCACGGCACAGUGCUCACCGUGCUGAACGCCGGAAGGCGGUACCUGGGCGUCCAGGACCUGGCCGGGAAGGUCUUUGUCACCUCCGGGCUGGGCGGGAUGAGUGGGGCUCAGGCCAAAGCCGCCGUCAUCGUGGGGUGCGUGGGAGUGAUUGCAGAGGUGGAUGGCACGGCCCUCAUGAAGCGCCACAAGCAGGGCUGGCUGAUGGAAGUGACUGACAGCUUGGACGGCUGCAUUGAAAGACUCAGGGAAGCAAGGAAGAGGAAGGAGGCGCUCAGCCUUGGUUACCAUGGCAACGUGGUGGAUCUUUGGGAGCGUCUGGUCCAUGAGCUGGACACGACGGGGGAGCUGUUGGUGGACCUGGGGUCAGACCAGACAUCCUGCCACAACCCGUUCAACGGUGGUUACUACCCCGUGCAGCUGGGCUUCACAGAGGCCCAGGACCUCAUGGCCUCCGACCCCGCUGCCUUCAAAGGCCUGGUCCAGGAGAGCCUGCGGAGGCACGUCUCGGCCAUCAACAGGCUGGCCCAGGAGAACUUCUUCUUCUGGGACUACGGCAACGCCUUCCUGCUGGAGGCCUGGAGGGCAGGGGCCGACGUGGGGAAGACGGGCGCCCACAGGACAGAGUUCCGCUACCCCUCGUAUGUCCAGCACAUUAUGGGGGACAUAUUCUCCCAGGGAUUCGGGCCUUUCCGCUGGGUGUGCACGUCGGGGGACCCCCAGGACCUGGCGGUCACGGAUCAGCUGGCCACGUCUGUGCUGGAGGAGGCCAUUGCUGGCGGAGUGAACCCGGCCGUGAAGCAGCAGUACAUGGACAACAUCCACUGGAUCCGGGAGGCUGCCCGGCACCGGCUGGUGGUGGGCUCCCAGGCCAGGAUCCUCUACUCAGACCAGAAAGGCCGUGUGGGCAUCGCCGUGGCCUUCAACCAAGCCAUCGCCUGUGGGAAGAUCAAGGCACCAGUGGUCCUGACCCGAGACCACCAUGACGUGAGCGGCACAGACAGCCCGUUCCGGGAAACCUCCAACGUUCACGACGGCUCUGCCUUCUGCGCCGACAUGGCCGUGCAGAACUUCGUGGGAGACGCGUUCCGGGGGGCCACCUGGGUCGCCCUGCACAACGGCGGGGGUGUCGGCUGGGGUGAGGUGAUCAACGGGGGAUUUGGCCUCGUGCUGGACGGGACCCAGGAGGCCGAGCAGAAGGCCAAGAUGAUGCUCAGCUGGGACGUCUCCAACGGAGUGGCCCGCCGCUGCUGGUCCGGGAACCGGAAGGCCUACGAGACCAUCCGCCGGACGAUGCAGGAGGACAGCGGCUUGGUGGUGACGCUGCCCCACGAGGUGGCCGAUGAGCGUCUGCUGCAGCAGGCCCUGCGGCCGUGAGCCGGGCGGGAGC
Molecule: messenger RNA, 2044 nt
Organism: Hippopotamus amphibius kiboko
Lineage: Eukaryota; Metazoa; Chordata; Mammalia; Artiodactyla; Hippopotamidae
Gene: UROC1
Product: urocanate hydratase 1
Exons: 20
Coding region: 1-2031 (676 amino acids)
Biological process (GO): L-histidine catabolic process
Molecular function (GO): urocanate hydratase activity
Source: RefSeq, a predicted model, not a curated record